Molecule: messenger RNA, 2254 nt
Organism: Penaeus vannamei (Pacific white shrimp)
Lineage: Eukaryota; Metazoa; Arthropoda; Malacostraca; Decapoda; Penaeidae
Cellular component (GO): membrane
Source: RefSeq, a predicted model, not a curated record
GCGUGUGGCGGGCAGGAAGGGCGGCUUUGUCGGAGCGAGCUACUUUUUGGAAUGCCCCGGGAGGUUUCUUGAAAAUACGUUCAUUUUAUCUCUUCCUCUCAUGCGCAACACAGUAUAUUUUCCCACAGUUCCUAACACGUCGGUUAUCCUCAUCUUCCUGACACAAUUCGACAGUCGUUGCUAUCGUGUGGGAGUUGCCCUUAGGCUCGUUUGGCUACCGCAUGUAGCCUCUGUGUUUUCUUAGAACAACAAAAAAAAAUAUUGUUUCUGCACUGCUCUCAAUUCCUGUGUUCUGCUGACGCACAAUGAACAGCUGUACUCUGGAUAGUUCCAAUCAAGGAUGGUUCACCACUGCUCUGGUUAUUCAGCUGAUAACAUGUGUCUUUGGCGUGAUUGGAACCAGCCUAAGCCUGUGGUGCCUCCUGACGUGCAAGCGCAUCCAGACGGGCAUGAAGAUCCAGCUGGGUCUGUUCUUCACCUUCCUCCUGUUGCUCUGCGCGGUGGCCAUGCCCGGGGCGGUCGUGGUCGAAUUCCGGUCGUGGCUGUGCUGGGAAGAGUCGCCCGCCCUUCGACUAGGCUUCGUCGGGCUCUACACCAUCGCCGUCGCUCUCGAGAGAAACAUCUUCGCUGUGAUUGCCCUGUAUAGACUGGUGGCCGUGUGUUUCCCGCAGAAGUACAAGGUUCUGUCGCGAUGGGCGGUGGUGACUGCGGUGGACGCGUGUGUCUGCGCGGGCGUCUUGGCGCUGUGGAUUCCCAUCUUCCUACGGCAGGACGCCCAGGCUGUCGACAUAAACAACCCGAGCAGCUACAGCAUGGGUCUCGUGCUCUACUACAUGGUCUUCUUGUUCCCCAUCUUCGUGUGUGUGUUUGCCUAUGCCAUUUUGAUUAUCGUGAUGAUGGUGCGAAGGCGUAAGGCGGAGCAGAACAGCGGGUUGAGGCCGAGCUGCAACGACCAAGUGAACUUAGCCGUGGGGGCGCUCAUCCUGACCAACCUGCUGCUGGAUGGGCCUCACAUCAUCGUGCACAUCCUGGCUAUUCCCUCGAAGGACCUUGCCUUCAUCCUCAUCCACGUCGUUUACCGCCUGCACAUCGCGCUCGACCCCUUCAUCUUCAUCGGCCUCAACUUGCACUACCGGCGGAAGAUCCUGCGGCGCGGCCUGGCCUGCUGCCCCGCCUGCGCCAGCCUCGUCGGCGGCACCUUGGCGACCACCACUGCCGAGUCCAGCAGCCGACGACCGGAUAGUGUCGGGCAGAAGGUCCAUCCGUCCUGCUCCACGCAAGUCUAGAGGACACAGCGUCACUCGCUCUGAAUCCCCCGCAUGGCCAAGGGCCUCCGGUCUGGCCGAGCGGGUCCAUGGCGCUUUGCUCACUUCAUUAUCAUCAUUUGUACAGUAUAUUCGCUUUCAUUUUAGUUGUAUAACGUUGUCUACACAUAUGCACAAGCGCAUACACACAUUCACUAACGUACGCACACGAAUGCACGGACGCAAACACACACACACACAAAAACACACACAUUCACACAUACACACGCGCGCGCUCACACACAUAUAUAAAUGUAUAUAUGUGUUUGUGUGUGUGUCUGUGUGUUUGUGUAUUUGAUUUUCUUUCCCUCUAAAGACAGUUGGCGAUGGUAAAGACUCCAGAGUCGGACGUGAAUUGUUAGUUUCAUUUCCCCCGUCAACGGCGUUGAUUAGUUAGCUGGUUAGCAGGAUAACUCAAAAACCUUUAUGAUCAUGAUCCGGAUCCAGUGAUUCUUAAAAUGUUUCCGUCAGGUACCCCUACUGCCUUGGCACUAGGGGUAUGUUACCUCCGCCAAGGAGGCGAUUUUAAUGUAAUUCUUCAAGUAUUUUUAAUGUAUCAGUGACUCUCUUUCCUUGGCGGAGGUAUGCGCUCUGUUUUCUUUUCUGUUUCCGGACGGAAUAUAGAAAAGUAAACCGGUUAUUCCACCUACAGCUUUCUGUUGCAGAAGGUUGUAGGGGAAGGGAAUAUCAACAUCAAGAUUAAAAUAAAGAAGAAAAAAAAAUCAAUUUAGUGAUUUGGUUGAUGAUUUACGGGAAAUUGUUUUUUCCCAGGGAGAGGGAUACCAUGUCUGAAUAUACAUUUGAAAUGAAUUAUUUUGUUAUCAAACACAGAGUAAUUAUGUAAACUGCAAUAAGAUAAUCGACGCUUAGCAGUAAAAAGUCAUUUGUAAUAUUUUGAUUUGUUUUAUAUCGCUCGAUUUUCUUAUCAGUCAAUAAAAAGUUAUUUAUUA